This is a messenger RNA of Rhinopithecus roxellana (golden snub-nosed monkey), 4129 nucleotides long. It is a transcript of the gene BUB1B, whose product is annotated as BUB1 mitotic checkpoint serine/threonine kinase B. Gene Ontology annotation, molecular function: protein kinase activity. Gene Ontology annotation, biological process: meiotic sister chromatid cohesion, centromeric; mitotic spindle assembly checkpoint signaling. NCBI's taxonomy places the organism in Eukaryota, Metazoa, Chordata, Mammalia, Primates, Cercopithecidae. The coding region runs from base 655 to 3765 and encodes 1036 amino acids. The transcript is spliced from 24 exons. The record is from RefSeq and is a predicted model, not a curated record.
UCACUCUAGAAGAGUCAGGCCAAGUGCAAGCACUCAGAGAUAUCUCCCAGCACUCAAAACAGCAAAGAAAUUCUGGUGCUGUAAGUGUUCCUCGCUCAGCUCAGAGACUCGCCUUCCAGCCAUGACUCAAGACAGCACCUGCGGAGAAUUUGUUUCGCCUAAGCCUGCUGCCCUUCCGCGGCCAUUGACUCCGGGAAACUACAAUUCCCAUUAUGCACCGCGACUUCGAGGACUAAACCGGUAUAAACUACAAGCCCCAGAAUGCCUUGGGAGAGAGGCAAGCGCACGGAGGAGCGAAGGGGCGUGGCCACGUCGACCGCGCGGGACCGUUAAAUUUGAAACUUGGCGGCUAGGGGUGCGGGCUUGAGGUGGCUGGUUUGUAAGGGAGUCGAGUGCGUGCCUUGGUCGCUUCUGUAGCUCCGAGGGCAGGCUGCGGAAGAAAGCCCAGGCGGCCUGCGGCCCGGAGGAAAGACCUACAGCAGGACGAGGACCUGAGCCAGGAAUGCAGGAUGGCGGCGGUGAAGAAGGAAGGGGGUGCUCAGAGUGGUAGGAGGUACUUCCUGAAAUUUUCACUCUCAAACGUUUAUUCCUUGAGUUAACCCACCAACACUAUGACUGCAGUCACUCACAGAUUCACGAAAAAUUGGUGAAGCCAUGUCCCUGGAGGGAGAUGAAUGGGAACUGAGUAAAGAAAAUGUACAACCUUUAAGGCAAGGGCGGAUCAUGUCCACACUUCAGGGAGCAUUGGCACAAGAAUCUGCCUGUAACAAUACUCUUCAGCAGCAGAAACGGGCAUUUGAAUCUGAAAUUCGAUUUUACACUGGACAUGACCCUCUGGAUGUUUGGGAUAGGUAUAUCAGCUGGACAGAGCAGAACUAUCCUCAAGGUGGGAAGGAGAGUAAUAUGUCAACGUUAUUAGAAAGAGCUGUAGAAGCACUACAAGGAGAAAAACGAUAUUAUAGUGAUUCUCGAUUUCUCAAUCUCUGGCUUAAAUUAGGGCGUUUAUGCAAUGAGCCUUUGGAUAUGUUCAGUUACUUGCACAACCAAGGGAUUGGUGUUUCACUUGCUCAGUUCUAUAUCUCAUGGGCAGAAGAAUAUGAAGCUAGAGAAAACUUUAGGAAAGCAGAUGCGAUAUUUCAGGAAGGGAUUCAACAGAAGGCUGAACCACUAGAAAGACUACAGUCCCAGCACCGACAAUUCCAAGCUCGAGUGUCUCGACAAACUCUGUUGGCACUUGAGAAAGAAGAAGAGGAGGAAGUUUUUGAGUCUUCUGUACCACAACGAAACACACUAGCAGAACUAAAGAGCAAAGGGAAAAAGACAGCAAGAGCUCCAAUCAUCCGUGUAGGAGGUGCUCUCAAGGCUCCAAGCCAGAACAGAGGACUCCAAAAUCCAUUUCCUCAACAGAUGCAAAGUAAUAGUAGAAUUACUGUUUUUGAUGAAAAUGCUGAUGAGGCUUCUAUAGCAGAGUUAUCUAAGCCUGCAGUCGAGCCAUGGAUAGCACCUCCCGUGCCCAGGGCCAAAGAGAAUGAGCUGCAAGCAGGCCCUUGGAACACAGGCAGGUCCUUGGAAUACAGGCCUCGUGGCAAUACAGCGUCACUGAUGGCUGUACCCGCUGUGCUUCCCAGUUUUACACCAUAUGUAGAAGAGACUGCACAACAGCCAGUUAUGACGCCAUGUAAAAUUGAACCUAGUAUAAACCACAUCCUCAGCACCAGAAAGCCUGGAAAGGAAGAAGGAGAUCCUCUACAAAGGGUUCAGAGCCAUCAGCAAGCAUCUGAGGAGAAGAAAGAGAAAAUGAUGUAUUGUAAGGAGAAGAUUUAUGCAGGAGUGGGGGAAUUCUCCUUUGAAGAAAUCCGGGCUGAAGUUUUCCGGAAGAAAUUAAAAGAGCAAAGGGAAGCCGAGCUAUUGACCAGUGCAGAGAAGAGAGCAGAAAUGCAGAAACAGAUUGAAGAGAUGGAGAAGAAGCUAAAAGAAAUCCAGACUACUCAGCAAGAAAGAACAGGUGAUCAGCAAGAAGAGACGAUGCCUACAAAGGAGACAACUAAACUGCGAAUUGCUUCCGACUCUCAGGAAAUGCCAGGAAUGACUCUAUCCAGUUCUGUUUGUCGAGUAAACUCUUGUGCCAAAGAAACUUCACUUGCAGAGAACAUUUGGCAGGAACAACCUCAUUCUAAAGGUCCCAGUAUACCUUUCUCCAUUUUUGAUGAGUUUCUUCUUUCAGAAAAGAAGAAUAAAAGUCCUCCUGCAGAUCCCCCACGAGUUUUAACUCAACGAAGACCCCUUGCAGUUCUCAAAACCUCAGAAAGCAUCACCUCAAAUGAAGAUGUGUCUCCAGAUGUUUGUGAUGAAUUUACAGGAAUUGAACCCUUGAGUGAGGAUGCCAUUAUCACAGGCUUCAGAAAUGUAACAAUUUGUCCUAACCCAGAAGACACUUGUGACUUCGCCAGAGCAGCUCGUUUUGUAUCCACUCCUUUUCAUGAGAUAAUGUCCUUGAAGGAUCUCCCUUCUGAUCCUGAGAGACUGUUACAGGAAGAGGAUCUAGAUGUAAAGACCUCUGAGGACCAGCAGGCAGCUUGUGGCACUAUCUACAGUCAGACUCUCAGCAUCAAGAAGCUGAGCCCAAUUAUUGAAGACAGUCGUGAAGCCACACACUCCUCUGGCUUCUCUGGUUCUUCUGCCUCGGUUGCAAGCACCUCCUCCAUCAAAUGUCUUCAGAUUCCUGAGAAACUAGAACUUACUAAUGAGACUUCAGAAAACCCUACUCAGUCACCAUGGUGUUCACAGUAUCGCAGACAGCUACUGAAGUCCCUACCAGAGUUAAGUGCCUCUGCAGAGUUGUGUAUAGAAGACAGACCAAUGCCUAAGUUGGAAAUUGAGAAGGAAAUUGAAUUAGGUAAUGAGGAUUACUGCGUUAAACGAGAAUACCUAAUAUGUGAAGAUUACAAGUUAUUCUGGGUGGCACCAAGAAACUCUGCAGAAUUAACCAUAAUAAAGGUAUCGUCUCAACCUGUCCCAUGGGACUUUUAUAUCAACCUCAAGUUAAAGGAACGUUUAAAUGAGGCCUUUGAUCAUUUGUGCAGCUGUUAUCAAUAUCAAGAUGGCUGUAUUGUUUGGCACCAAUAUAUAAACUGCUUCACCCUUCAGGAUCUUCUCCAACACAGUGAAUAUAUUACCCAUGAAAUAGCAGUGUUGAUUAUUUAUAACCUUUUGACAAUAGUGGAGAAGCUACACAAAGCAGAAAUAGUCCAUGGUGACUUGAGUCCAAGGAGUCUGAUUCUCAGAAACAGAAUCCACGAUCCCUAUGAUUGUAAUGAGAACAAUCAAGCUUUGAAGAUAGUGGACUUUUCCUGCAGUGUUGACCUUAGGGUACAGCUAGAUGUUUUUACCCUCAGCGGCUUUCGGACUGUACAGAUCCUGGAAGGACAAAAGAUCCUGGCUAACUGUUCUUCUCCCUACCAGGUAGACCUGUUUGGUAUAGCAGAUUUAGCACAUUUACUAUUGUUCAAGGAACACCUACAGGUCUUCUGGGAUGGGUCCUUCUGGAAACUUAGCCAAAAUAUUUCUGAGCUAAAAGAUGGUGAAUUGUGGAAUAAAUUCUUUGUGCGGAUUCUGAAUGCCAAUGAUGAGGCCACAGUGUCUGUUCUGAGGGAGCUUGCAGCAGAAAUGAAUGGGGUUUUUGACACUACAUUCCAAAGUCACCUGAACAAAGCCUUAUGGCAGGUAGGGAAGUUAACUAGUCCUGGGGCUUUGCUCUUUCAGUGAGCUAGGCAGUGAAGUCUCACAGAUUGCUGCCUCAGAGCAAUGGUUGUAUUGUGGAACACUGAAACUGUAUAUGCUGUAAUUUAAUUUAGGACACAUUUAGAUGCACUACCAUUGCUUUUCUGCUUUUUGGUAGAGGUAUAUUUCCAAGUAACUGACAUUUUUUACACAGUGAUAUGCUUACUCAUGGCCUUGUCUAACUUUUAAGAAGAACUAUUUUAUUCUAAACAGGCUCAUUACAAAUGGUUACCUUGUUAUUUAACCCAUUUGUCUCUACUUUUCCCUGUACUUUUCCCAUUUGUAAUUUGUAAAACGUUCUCUUACGAUCACCAUGUAUUUUGUAAAUAAUAAAAUAGUAUCUGUUAAA